Messenger RNA from Cuculus canorus (common cuckoo), 1374 nucleotides. RefSeq names its product ring finger protein 212 (gene RNF212). Gene Ontology annotation, biological process: protein sumoylation; reciprocal meiotic recombination; homologous chromosome pairing at meiosis. Bases 158 to 1078 code for a protein of 306 amino acids. Gene Ontology annotation, cellular component: synaptonemal complex. Gene Ontology annotation, molecular function: SUMO transferase activity. The transcript has 12 exons. NCBI's taxonomy places the organism in Eukaryota, Metazoa, Chordata, Aves, Cuculiformes, Cuculidae. The record is from RefSeq and is a predicted model, not a curated record.
UUUGGUAGUGAAAAGCUUGAAAAACCCCAUUUUUGGGGGUGUCUGUUUCGAACCCUCUGCCCCCGGGUGGGGGAGGGGUGCUGCCACCUCGACAUGGCUGCGGGAGGCCCGUAGGCCUCGAGGAGGGUCAGCAGCUGCCUCAGCCGCCUCCUGCCCCAUGGCCUUCGCAGUCUUUUGCAACAACUGCUUCUGUGAGCCCCGCAAGCCCACGCCACGGUUCAGCCUGACGAGCUGCGGCCAUGUCAUCUGCGAGCUCUGCCUCCAGAAAGGCAAAAAAGAUGAAUGUUUGAUCUGUAGAACUCCUUGUCGUACAUUAUUCCUUUCAAAACAGACAAGUCCUGAUAUUCAAUCACUCUUCAUGGGAGUAGAUACCUUAUGCAAGAAAUAUUCAGAAGAAAUAACACAGGUUUCAGAAUUUCAAGAGAAACAUCGUAAACAUUUAUUAGCAUACCACAGACAAAAGAUAGUAAAGUUGGAAGAAUCUCUCAAGAAAGUAACAGAACAAAUGCAUCAGAUACAAUGUAUGAAACCUCCUGAACAAACUACACAACUACCAUUUUCCAGUACAAGUAGAAAUCCACUUUCGAUUCCUUCAAGAAAACAGAAUGGUUAUUCUUCAUACUCUGUUCAUCCUAGUCAUCCAUCCGCUUCUGAAAUAAUGGACUCAAUGGAGAUAGAUCGUGGGCCUUCACCAAUGAGGAAACCUGAGACACUGACUGGUCCAACAAGAUUAUCACUGAUAACUCCACCACAAGAUGGACGUAUGGGCAGUGUAUCCUACAGAAGUUCUCAGUCAUCUGGAAUAAUGUCAAGUCAAAAUAGUAAAGCAGGAUCCGUAAGGUCCACACCUAUAAGGCUACCGCAUAGUGGAUGUUCACUCACGUCAUCAUCAUCUGGAUCACAAAGCAGUAGACGAGGGUCAUGGGCUACUUCUGACUUCAGAACCCCUCCGUUGUACCCAUUUACAUCACCUUCCCCACAGUCAUCUGCAACAAGACAUCCAAUCACCAUCUCUGGACUUCUGCAAAGACAACAUUUAGGAUCAACUAAUUUUGGAGGACAUUCAGCAGAAAGAUAAGAAAACAUCUGUGAAAUAUUUUGGUCAAUAAGUGUCUGCAGAAGCCCUACAUAGUCUUUGGAUAUCAAAGCAUUUGUAAUUUCUAUAAAAUGUCAAAUUGGCAUAAAAAAGUUAACUAUUCACCAGGGAUAAUGUGUUUGAAGCAUCACAGAUCUUGCUGAUUAACAUCUAGAGUGGUCUUAAACAGGAGUAGAAAAACCUCUUGAUGUUUUUAGAAAUUUUGUCUUACGAUAUAUUGUAUAAAUAAACAGCCUUUAUUAAUUCAGUGUUAAGGCAAAACAUGACUAUAUACUUGA